AUGUUUUUUUCUCUUUAUUUAUUUGUGUGUGUGUGCGAGCAGGAGGUAAGGAGGAAGGGGAUUUAUAGCGGGCAGCGGGUGCGCCAAAGUUCAAUGGUUUACCGCCGCUCACGCCUCUCCUUGUUGUCCCGUGCCGUGCCGCCGAGCAAGCUGCAGGCUCUCUUCCUUCGCUGUGGGCUGCGGGAUAUUGUCGAGGCGCAUGGCGAUAACUUUGCGCGGGAAGUGGCAAUGCGUUCAAAGUACCAGCUGUUCAGCCCUCUUUUUACUCCAUAUUUUACAAUGGAGAGCCAUCACCUCACAAUGCUUGGCGACACUAUCAUCGAUGACUUUCUUUCCCAGGCAAUGCUGCGAUACGCCAUACACGCCGGUCUUGUGCUAACAACGAACGCGACAAGGCAACUUAAUGCGGUUUUGCACAAUCACUUCACUUUGCGCCUAUUUGCAAAAGAGCUGCAUUUUGAUGAGCUUGCGGUCCCGCUGAAUCUCGAUAGCCUUCUCGCCGAUGACGGUGGCAAAACGACAGGGGACAGGCUUGCAUUUCUGGAGCCGCAGUAUGUUGGACUGCGGGAACACGAUGUUGCGGGGACGUCUUUUCAGGUCACGCCACUGCGUGCCGGGCAAAGUCCUCUUGGCUGGAUGUUCUCUCAUUUUAUAGGCGCCCUGCAGCAGACGUUGGGCAGUGAUGUGGUGCGGCGGGUUUUGUCACACACCUACGGGGACGUGGAAAUGAACCUCCCCAGUGGUGCGGCGGCGCUCCUGCUACGCACUUUGCAGCAUUUUCCCGCUGGAAACGUCACGGAAGCGGUGCUUGCCGCGCAAGGGCUGCCGUUGCGUUUUGUCACCAAGACACGUGUGCUGUCAGACGAGGCGACGAGGGAGGGAGAGGAAGAUGGUGACGAGGUGGCUGGAAAGAAGAGCGUGGAGGAGGCCGUUUUGUGCAGUGGGUUCGGUGUGCAGGACGCGACACGUGACGCAAUGACAAUUGAUGGAAUUGCCGCCAACCCCGGCGUGCUUGCAUCGCUUGCGGCUGGCCCGGGUGGGAUAGACGGCAUCAACACGUGGCGUCAGCGGGCGCAACGGGAGCUUCAGGAGGGACGAGGGCUAUUACGCGACGCGAUCCGGGACGAGCAUGACGACGAUGACGGAUGGCUUCACCCGGAGGAGCGGGAGCGCUACAGGCGAGGCGCAGCCUUCUACAACGCUGUGGACUUUACCGCCGUGGCAAAUUACUUUGCCGAUUUGUACGGGAUACCUCAGCCUGUCAAUGCGCAGCGAGUCACACGUCUGAAGUUUAGAAAUUCCGUUCGAGACCCGCUCUUCUACGACACACGCUCCGACAUGCGGAAUGGGGUGCCCUUCUCGACCGACGGUGAGCCGCUCGCCCAAUAUCUUGACCGGUUCAACCGGCCUCACAGACGUCUCUUCGAGGUGUCGCUUGUUGUUGGUAGCGGCGAGGGCCGUACUGCCGGUCGCGCCAUUGCGACACGUUACACCGUCGCACGUGAGUCGGCGUGCAGGGCGUACCUUGGUGCCGUCCUGCACGAUCUCCACACGAUGAAGGAGAGGAAUUCCACUGCGGUGUAA
This is a messenger RNA of Trypanosoma cruzi, 1584 nucleotides long. RefSeq lists its product as uncharacterized. The transcript has a single exon. Lineage: Eukaryota; Euglenozoa; Kinetoplastea; Trypanosomatida; Trypanosomatidae. The coding region runs from base 1 to 1584 and encodes 527 amino acids. The record is from RefSeq and is a predicted model, not a curated record.